GCGGAUACGUAUAUUCCUGCUUAUAUGAUGAAUAAUGCUGAUGGAACUUAUCUGUCCCCUGCGGAAUUAGUGAGAGCCAUUUCGGCAGUUACAAAUCGAGAAGUAUCUAUGGAUAUCUUGUCAAAACCUGAGCUGAUGCAUGAGACAAUGUGGGUGCUUAUCACCUACUUUUUCGACAUGCCACACAGAGAGUUCAGCCGGGUCAAGUUGCUAGAUCUUAUGAACAAGGUAGUAACGGAUUUGCGCUUAGCUGCACCUUUCGACAUCAUCGAUUUGGACUGUGGAGAUCGAAGAAAAUGGAUGUUCAUGUUUUCAAAAGUUAUAGAAUUUAUCCAAUUGAAACAAACUUCUCAUGGAACUCAGUUCUAUCAGCAGGCACUUGCCUCCAAGGCUAAAUACGCUGAAGGACAGGAGGCACUUUCCGCAAUGCAAUCAAAGUUAUCUCUGAAUAAACCGGAGUUAUUGGCAAAGCAGGAGAAAUUGCAGUACCUCACUCAACUUCGAGGGGAAAUUUCUUCGGCCCGUGAUGAGAUGCAAACUGUUAUUUCGAAUUUGGAAAACCAGAUCGCUGCACUGGAUGAUUCAGAAUUGAAGGUAACGGAGAAGAUCUCAGCUUUGAAAUUGGAAAACAAGCAAGUUGUAGACGACUUGCUCGCAGCCAAUGCUGAAAUACUGCAAGACGUAGAGAAUUUGCCCGACUCAAUCGGCCAUUUGAAGGACUGUUUGGAAGAAAUCGAGGCAGAUAUCUGCAGUUUAUUUGAGAAACUCACCAGUAUACUUGAACAGACCACAGAGUUGCAACACUUAGAAUCGAAGUUGGUGCAGCUCAAAGAGUGCGUCAGCGAAGUCUACGUUGCUCUCAAUCAGUACUCCUCUCUGAAGCAGAAGGAAAAGCAUAAUCAGCUGGAACUCGAUCAAACCUUGGCCGCGUAUGAGAACAAGCGUGCAGAGGCGGACUCGUGUGCUCACACCGCCAGUGAUUUGCAGAGUGGAAUUACGCGUCGAAAGCUCUUGCUUGUAAAUAAAAAGAAGCCUGCAGCAGCAAGGCAAGCAAAUCAAUCUCGUCGCGAUCACUGUUUAUCGGAGAUGCUGCGUUCCACUCCAUCGCUGGAUCUGAAGCACAAGAGUGAGGCAAUCGACAGAAAAAAGCUUCGCUAAGGAGAUUGAGAGGCAUCGUUCGGAGAUAGAACACCUUCGAGCGCAGCUUCAACAGAUGCAGUAUUUGCAAGCAUCACUGGAAGAGCAAAUCAAACUAAACCAGACAGAAGAAGCUAAACUCGACCAACGUAUGCCAUUGGUGGAGCGCUUUGGUCGUAUACUCUCCGAGAUAUGUGAGAUGCUUCGGAAGCCUGAGUAGAACACAAACCGCAUCUACCCGAUUUUCGCCCUGAGAUUGAUAUUUUUUAUUUUAUACUACUGUCUACGAUUGCGUUUGGAUUAUUUUUUAUGAUGCAUUGUAUACCUCGCAGCUUGUGACCAUCAUCAUCAUCAACAUUAGUACAUUAGCCACUUAAACGGAUGCUUCGCUGCCGUACAACCACGGUGACCUACGGAACAAAGAAUACUGGCAGGGAGAGAAGGAGGCUCAAACCUAGAACUUACUAACCCUACGCAAACAUACAGGCUAAAGACGCUCAUGUGUUGCCAAAAAAUUACAGUCGGCGAAAGCUGAAUAUCGUACAAUGAUAAGGCGGCAUCGGCAAGACAGCUUCCUUGCCGUUUUCCCUGCCUCAUGUUAUAAUUAGCCAUUACCCCGCAAAUGACGGCACGAAACGCACUAUAAACAGGCAAUCCGACUAGGAGACGAUAGCAUACAUGCCAUCGGUGUCGACUACGAACCAUGUCCUAUAAUCUCUUGAGCGAAGCACAAGGCGGGUCACGUCUACUCCAGCCUGGAAGGCUAGACGGACCGAGUUGCGUCGUCAGUUACUUCAUUUCCCGCUGCUAAGUUAAUUUUUGCCCACCUCGGGCCUCGUUCUGUGUUAGGUAUUAAUCACUAGUGAUGGGCAGAGAUCUCAUCUGUCCCAUUGAAAGACGCAUUGUGAGUGUCACGUGUGACACGAGUGGAUGCCAUGGGGGCGCUGCUUGUCAGGUUUCCGCACUGCUAUCCAUGAAACCGACGACAUUGCCUGUCGGUGUUUCAGUUUAUGUCGCAAAACUAAUUUCUCUGGAGCAGAUUACUUAUUCUCGGUUUGAUAGGUAUGGCAGGAUAGAGUUUCGAUAAGAUAAGAGGUAGGAAAAUAUAAAACAUUAAAUU
Molecule: messenger RNA, 2257 nt
Organism: Dicrocoelium dendriticum
Lineage: Eukaryota; Metazoa; Platyhelminthes; Trematoda; Plagiorchiida; Dicrocoeliidae
Source: the annotation of a GenBank genome assembly